Messenger RNA from Sesamum indicum (sesame), 1669 nucleotides. RefSeq names its product mitochondrial carrier protein MTM1. The record is from RefSeq and is a predicted model, not a curated record. NCBI's taxonomy places the organism in Eukaryota, Viridiplantae, Streptophyta, Magnoliopsida, Lamiales, Pedaliaceae. Gene Ontology annotation, cellular component: mitochondrion. Gene Ontology annotation, biological process: mitochondrial transmembrane transport.
GUGACAAGUGUAAGCCUCCGACCAAUCUCUCCUAAUGUUUGGCGUCCUUAAUUCCACGCCACGAAUCACACACAGUUUCCCAAUUUCUCUUCUUUUCCUCUCCAUGCAAAAACAAAAAGCUCCAACAGAAUCAAACCCCACGAAGACAACAAGAGAGACAACGACCCGAUAGUCCUUCCAUAUCUUUCUCACAAUUUAUUGAAAAGUUUCGAUCUUUGUAUAAAGUCUUGAAAAAUAGUCUGGAGUUGGAUGGUGGGUUCGUCGAGACAAGGUCUGUCUUCAUGGAUGGGAGUGGCAACAGCAACAAGAAAAGUGGAGUUGGAUAAGGAUAUGGUAAAAGAUGAGUCUUUGAAGAAAGAAUCCUCCAAUUCUCAAAUUUCUGGCGUGGAUUUGAGUUUUGGGGAGCGGGCGUUUUCUGCUGGCGCCGCCGCCUUCAUCUCCGCCGUCAUAGUCAACCCCCUUGAUGUUGCCAAGACGAGGUUGCAAGCUCAGGCUGCUGGAGUUCCCUAUGAUGGCUUGUGCCAGGUGGGACGCUUUGAAACAAGCACGAUGUUGCAAGACUGGAAGUAUAUGCCAUCAUCGAUUCGUGCAUCUGUUGGCACUCAGCCAAUGCGAUCCCCUGAUUGUACCUGUUACAGUGGAACACUGGAUGUAUUCUACAAAGUAGUACAGCAGGAAGGGUUCUCAAGAUUGUGGAGAGGAACUCUUGCCAGUUUAGCACUGGCAAUCCCUUCUGUGGGAAUCUAUAUGCCUCUUUAUGAUAUUUUCAGGAACUACUUGGAAGAUCUUACAAUACAGAAUGCUCCAAGCAUCACACCGUAUAUUCCCCUCGUUGCUGGAUCCUUAGCACGUUCAAUAGCAUGCUUUACUUGUUAUCCUAUUGAUCUUGCAAGAACACGCAUGCAGGCAUUCAAACACAGCCAAGGUGGUGUGAAACCUCCAGGAGUGUGGAGAACUUUGACUGGUGUUCUCUCUCCCGUCGAGAGUGCUAAUAACAAUCAUGCCUUUCAGAGCUACCGCAUCUUAUGGACUGGACUUGGAGCGCAACUUGCUCGUGACGUUCCUUUUUCUGCAGUUUGCUGGGCAUCUCUAGAGCCAUUAAGAAGAAGAAUUUUUAGCAGGAUGGGCAAUGAAGGCAGCAUAUCCAGCAUCAUUGGAGCAAACUUUUGUGCUGGUUUUGUGGCCGGGAGCAUCGCAGCUGCUGCCACAUGUCCUCUAGAUGUUGCAAGGACCCGGCGGCAGAUAGAGAAAGACCCCAUGCGGGCAUUGACGAUGACCACGAGACAGACUCUGACUGAGAUCUGGAGAGAUGGAGGCAUUAAGGGAUUAUUUGCGGGUGCUGGUCCUCGGGUUGCUCGAGCUGGUCCUUCAGUUGGGAUAGUCGUUUCAGUUUAUGAAGUUGUCAAGUACGCAAUGCAAUAUCAAAGAUAUUAUAACCCUGUGAAAGAAACAGCAAGCUGAAUUUUGUGUAGGCUGAAAAUGAAUGUCAAGAGGAUUGGAGAAGGCUGGUCAUUACAUGAAAGAUUCUUUACCCCCAUGGAGGAAAAAACAACUGAUUUGACAAACACACAACAGACCAAGAUACAGUAGAAAUAACAGUUGAGCAAGUGUAUAUGCUUGUGUUUUUAGCUUAACAAAAUAAUGUUGAAAGGGAAUUUUGAUGAUAGUA